CACACACACACAAAAAAAAAUUUGCUCCACACAGACCAAACCAAACCCGAGCGAGCGCUCCCGAUCCCGAACCAGAUUGGGAAGGCGACCGACUACAACUCUCCGGCGGGCGGCGCGACCGGACUCCGGCGAGCCCGGGCGGGGCGGCUGAAGCGUGCGGCGGAGGCGGCCUUCUCGGCGCCGUCAAGUUAUAGGCAGGCUCCGGCGCCGCGCCGCGGCUGCUCCGCCGCGAUUCCGGCCACUGGUCUCUUCUGAGGCCAUGGUGAACACUGACGGUGAAGGUGCCGAUGCCGGGGGAGGAGACCCAAUGAGCGUCGAUGAGAGCGUCGGUGUCGUUGGGGCAGACCAGUGUGAAGGAGCCAGGUUGCAGGACAGCGGUGCUGCGGUCAGCGUUGAAGGGGCCAGGGAAGGACAGACGCCGGUUUCUCACCCUGGCGGCGGAAUGAGGGUGCGAGGAGCGACUGUGGAGGAAGCCGAGAACGAGGAGGCCCCUACGGUGCAGGGCAGCAAGGAGGGGGCCGAGGAGCUGCUCCUGAAGGUGGUGUACAGUGAGGAGGAGGCGUACAAGCUGUACUGUGACUACGGGCACCGCACGGGGUUCAGCGUCCGCAAGGGCAAACAGUCCUACUUCACCGGCACCAAGAGGAUCAGGACCAAGGACUACUUCUGCUCCAAGGAGGGCCUCAAGGAAGCAGAGAAGCUUACCGACGAGAACUUCAACGACCCGCACACCAGGACCAAUUGCAGGGCCAUGGUUCGCUUCAGAGCAAACAGCCAGGGCGAGUGGAGGGUAAUCCGACUCGUGUCUGAUCACAACCACAACUUGGUAAGACCUGAAGAACGGCACCUUCUGCGGUCUGCCAAGUCACUUAUAGCUGGGAGGUCAUGUUCUGCUGCGGAUGCGGUGUUAUAUGGUGGGUACCAGUUAGGGGGUGUACCUUCCCAAAUGGCUGCAAGCACUAGCGUAGCUAACAAUGCAGAGACUCCGAGGCAAGAUUUGCUCCCUGGUUUUAGCGGCAUAACAAGGACAUCAGCCGUAGGGACCGGAGAGUUGCAAAGCAUUGUAAGCCAUCUAAAGAGCAGAGCAAAUUUAGAUGGAAUGUUUUACUGGGAUGUUCAGUUAGACCGAGCUGGUCGGAUGAGUAAUUUCUUUUGGCGAGAUGGUAGGAGCAGAAUGGACUAUGACUGUUUCGGUGACGUGGUUGUCUUUGAUUCAACUUACCGCUUAAACAAACAGAAUUAUAUAGUUGCUCCUUUUGUUGGUGUGAACCACCAUUGGCAGACCACUAUGUAUGGCUGUGCAUUAUUAGCAGAUGAUUCCAUGUCAUCUUUCAUGUGGCUGUUCAAGUCUUUCUUGGAGGCAAUGGGAAACCGGCAACCACGAUCUAUUUUCACCAACCAAGACCAAGUUAUGUCAAAUGCAAUUGAGGAAGUGUUUCCAAAUACAUGCCAUCGCAUUGCUCACUGGCACAUUCAAAAGAAUGCCGCUUCUCGCCUUGGUGCACUUAAUGCUUCUAAAGCAUUUAAUAAGAUGAUCACCAAGUGUAUGCAGGGAUGCGACUCAGAAGCAGAAUUCGAGGGAACAUGGGCUGCGAUGCUCCGUGAGUUUAAGUUGCAGGAUAAUAAGUGGCUGAGCAAACUUUAUAAGCUCAAGCAGAAGUGGUGUGGUGCUCUGAACAAGUGCACUUUUGAUGGUGGGGUCGAAAACGAGCCACAAUGUGACAGUUUGAGUAACAUAUUCACUUGCAUUGUUGAUAAAUCAACUUCUCUUUCCACAAUUGUUGCUGCUGUGGAUAAGCUGACUGAGGAUUGGCGCGAAAAAGAGUUUGAUGAGGAUGUGCGGUGUUGUCAAAGGCCACUUUCUUGUAUUAUAAAGCACAGUGAUAUUUUGAAUCAUGCAGCAAAAGUUUAUACACACAGAAUCUACAAGCUAUUCGAGACAUAUUUUCUUGACGGUUGUGGGGCCACAAAAUUCAAGGCACUUCCGUGUGAAGACAGUGACACAUAUCGGUUUGAGAUGACUAUGCAGGGUAGAGGGUCAAGAGUCUGCACAGUUCAUCUGAAUAUGUCAACAAUGCAACUCACUUGCAGCUGUAGUCAGUUUGAGACAAUGGGUUUACUUUGUCCACAUACUCUGAAAGCUCUUAGUAUCAAGAAUGUGGGCAAAAUUCCAGAAAUAUAUAUACUGAAGCGGUGGACCAGAGAUGCUAAGCAGUGGGUUUUCAACCCAAAGCAAUAUGAAUCAUCAUAUCAGGAGUGCAUGGAUGAUGAAGCUGGAUACUGCAACCAUGCUAUGAGGUAUGCUUAUGACCUUGUGAUGAAGAGUGAAGGGCAGGAGGAAUUGAGAAGAUCUCUUUGGGAGGCUCUUGAGGGUGGAGAGAAAGAAUUGGAGAAAUACCAAAAUGCUACACAGUAUGCACAAUCUUAUGCCACUUGAAAGAAGCAUCGAUAAAGCUUUUUGGUGUUACUACUGAGGAAAGAAAGAUAUACUUAGGGAUAACUGGGUCUUUUACAACAUAUAUGUGCAUACCUUCUUUUCUGCUGACUCAAACUGUAAUCUAAAAAUGGAAAUGGAAACCUGUGAAACGAGAUAAAGUUUGAGUAAGUCAUAAUUCUUUGCUUUUGAUCGUUACUACUCUGAUUCCAUGUGCUUUGCUGGAUACUACUAUCUUUGUUUCCACAUAUUUGUUAAUUAGCAUGAGUCCAUGAUGUUUGUUAAACUGUUAUAUGAUGAAGUUUCACCAGUGCUAUUUUUAAGUUUGUGUGGGUGGCAGUGUAUUGGGGUCAACCGGCCAGUUUGAACCAUGCAUGCUAUUAAGCUUCAUGCACUAGCAAACGCAACCAAAAGUCUGAACUUAUGGUAAGGGCUAGGCAGUCCACAUAUACACUUCAACACAUGCCAUCUUGAUGCAAGUGUAGGAUUACUAUGGGUGAAUAUAGGUCAGCUAAGUUGGGGUCGGCUGACCUUUCUAAAAAUCACAUAUUAAUGUUUCAGAACCAUGCAACAAAAAAAUAAAAUAAACAAGGUCAUGGGUUUUUCUUAACCGUUGUUUUCGGUGGAAGUUGGUUGUUCAAUAGCUGGUUUCUAACUGAGACAUUGGCAUAUGACAUCAGCAUUUGUCUCUGAUUUUAAGGUGUGAACUCAUGAGGGUAAGACUGUAUGCGGUUGCUUUCUUACAUCCAUAUGUUGUUUCCAGAAAUUCCUUCUGCUUAAUAAGAAAACAUCAGAGUUUGUUUCUUGAGCAUGAGGCACUAUUCCAAAGUUUAUUUUUGGCUUUUACACACUAUUUCUGGCAUGGUCUUUGUUUGCUAUGUGCACUGUAAUAUCUGUUGCCUGUAGUUCAAGUCUGCCAGAACACAAGUAGCUCGGUCACUUGUUCGCUCUGUUGUACUCACCUGUUUUUACAUAGUUUGAAGCAGCUAUUUAUUGCCAACCCUUACAGAAACUCUUAAGACUUUCCUAACCUGGGAGAAGCUGGAGCAUAUGGCAUGUGCAACUUGACUUGUUGCAAUACUAUCUGAUCCGUUAAAACUCCUACCCUUUUGAUGAAGGAAUAGUGGCAUUCUUGAGGAGCUGGAGCAGUUCUGGGAGAUGAGGUUCGAGCAGGGCCCCUUCCGAGGCUGUCACCGUGAUGAGGUUCGAUCAUUCUUAAAUGAUGCUUCUCAAACGACGAACACCCCGACUGUGCCACCGUGCUGCCAUGGGGACUGAACUGAAUGAUCUGAAACCGUCUUGAGCUUCGCAACACAUGUUCUUGCUGGUGACAUGAAUCAAUGCUGUACACAUGUGGGUUUGGCUGGGAAGAGCCAGUGUGGCACUCUUUCCUGCAGACGCCGUGACGAAGUUAUGUCAAAAGCAAUUGAGGAAUUGUUUCCCAAUACAUGCCGUCACUGGAACAUUCAAAAGAAUUCCACAUCUCGCCUUGGUGCAUUUGCUGGGGGUUUGAAAGCUUUUAAUAAGAUGUUCACCAAGUGUAUGCAGGGAUGCGACUCUGAAGUAGUAUCCGAGGAAACAUGGGCUAAUAAUAAGUUGCUGAAGCGGUGGACCAGAGACAAGCUCUUAGUAUUAACUAUUAAGAAUGUGUAUACUGAGGCGGUGGACCAGAGAUAUCCAAGCAGUGGCUUUUCAGUCCAAAGCAAUAUGAAUCAUCAUAUAAGGAAUGUAUGGAUGAUGAAGCUGCAUACUGCAACCAUCGUAUGAGGUACGCUUAUGGCCUUGUGAUGAAGAGCCGAGGGCAGAAGGAAUUGAGAAGAUCUCUUUGGGAGACUCGAGGGUGGAGUUUUUUUGGGGGAAAAUACCUAGAAAAUGUUACCCAGCAUGCACACACAUUCUUAUGCCACUUGAAAGAAGCAUCAUUUGAGCCUUUUGGUGUUACUGCUCAGGAAGGAAGGCAUACAUGGGUAACUGGGUUCUGUAUACCACGUGUGUACAAAUCUUCUUUUAUGCUGGCUGAAACUGUAAUAAUCUAAUAAUGGAAAUAAAAAGCUGUGAAAAAAGGGACAAGUUUGAGUAAGUCAUUACUGUUUACUCUUGAUUGUUA
Messenger RNA from Triticum urartu, 4541 nucleotides. The record is from RefSeq and is a predicted model, not a curated record. NCBI's taxonomy places the organism in Eukaryota, Viridiplantae, Streptophyta, Magnoliopsida, Poales, Poaceae.